AUUCAUGAAUUGGCAUUCCAUUCCAUUUGCUUUGUGCUCUGUCAAUUUGAAUAACUGUAUUGUUGCAUUGCAUAGUUACGUAACCUACAAAUAACCUAAAAAUACCUGAAGUCUAUCUUUUCACGGUAGUUUUAGUGCAGUUUGUUAUGAAAUAACGCGGGUGCAAUGGAAACCAGUUAUGAUGAGGAUUUGAACGACAAUAUUUUCUACCAAGUUUUACAAACUGAUCACAAGGAAUUGUUUCACAAAGCACUUCUUGAUGGGUGGGUAAUUUGUGUUCCCAGAUCAGGUUCUCUACCAAAGUAUGCUGUGACUCAAGACGAUAUACUAAGUCACAUUUUGAUUCCUAGUGAUGAAUUACCAGAAACGCAUUUUCGAACUCUCAAUGAUAAGGAUAUUACGAUUUGUAAUAAGGUGAUAACAGUGGAUCCCCAUGAUCAUUCCGCUAUCUAUAGUACACAUGUUUUGUUUGAAGAGACUUUUUACACUAGUGAUAUGAUGAAGUACAAAAUUCUAUGCAUUGAGAAUCCAUUACAGAUUUAUACGGGGGUAUCAAAGGAGGAGAGUAGCAGUAGUGUAGUUUCUGUACAAACUUUGAGGGACUGUAUUGAUUUGUUAUGGACUGAAACGGCGGGUAAGGAGGUUUUGGAGAAAAUUGAUGAUAUUAUUCAAAAAUUUCUAGUUGCAAAUGAGAGGCUAGAGUUCAAAUCCCUCCAGAAACAACGUGAUCUAGUCGGAAACUUGUACUCAUCUUGCCUGCAAAUAGUUUUACUUGACAGUCGUCUCCGUGUGAAAACCGCUACCAAUCGUCACUUGUUACAAAACAUCAAAACCAGCGUCGAAUCCUACAUACAUCAUGCAAUCUACAAGAAACUGAUCAAAGGUAUAACUGCCUGUACUGCAUGUGAGGACGCAAAUUUUAAUAAAAUUGUGAGGAAUUUAUCGGAUCUACAGCUGCAGGACUUGGAGGUUAGGAGUGACUUGUACGACACUGUACCCAAGGCAAAGGCACAGAUAGCUAGGAUCGACUGUUAUUGCACUGUGUUGGGUAAGAUUAGUUGUUUACAGAGAACUUUGGCUGCGAUAUCAAAGUGUGACGCUAGUAAUUCGUCGUACGGGAACGUUUUGUCUGCCGAUGAUCUACUACCAAUGUUGGUAUUUUUGGUAAUCAAAUCGGGGUUACCCAAUUGGAUAGCGCAUGUCACAUACAUGAAGUUGUUCAACUUCUCCGCGUCACUCUCUCACCAAAUCGAUCAGGGUAGUUUUUUGGUGACCUCUCUAGAGGCGGCUAUAGAACAUAUCAAAUCAGGGCUACUUCAGGGACCCUCCGAGCCAGAGGGACAACUGAACCUAGACGGCGCAGAGUCAGAUUCUGGAGGCUACGAGAUGUAUCAAGGAUUCGGGAUACCGUCGUCGAUUGACAGGUUGGAUUCGAAAACACGGUCUGCUACACUGUCGAAUCUGUUUGAGUUAGCACGACAGGGGAAUGCACAGGAACUGGAAAAACUGUUGACAGGUAAGGGGAGCGAGACAGACGAUGAAAUGAUACUACUGAACGCGGUGAGCUCGUUGAAACUGUGUCAUCCCCUCUGUUCUUGCGACAAAUGUGAGAGGGUGUUGUCACAGAAUCUGCUAGACACCACACCAACUAUACAUUCCUGUGACGACCGAGGAUACACGAUUUUACACGUUGCCAGCAUGUACGGACGUCCGAAAGUUGUGGAUGUUCUGAUUUCCUGUGGAGCCAACCCGAAUUCUACCGACUACUCGGGGUCCACACCCCUCCACUAUGCCGCAGCCAGAGGUCAUCAAAAUGCUCUCCUACUCUUGAUCCACGCUGGUGCCAAAGUGGAUAAAGCUGACAACGAGGGUAACAUGCCGCUACAUCUGUCCGCGGGGAACGGGCAUGAAGGUUGCAUCAAGGCCAUACUGUACUACACGGAGCAUGUGGGGGUGAAACUGGACAUCAACAUGAAAAAUCGCCACGGUGAGACCGCUCUACACAACGCGGCACGAUGGGGGUAUCAAUCUAUUGUGAAAAUAUUGUUAGAAUACGGAGCUUGUCCUAGUGUGGAGAAUAAACGUAAACUCACACCCCUAGACUACGCACACAGUCUACAUAUAUCUAAGCUGUUGAUGUCUUGGGCAAAACGUACGAUCGCAAAUUUGUUGGUACCGAAAUUCGAGAAUAGUAUCUCUAAUAAUAAACAAGAUAUGACUGUAGCUGCAGCUUCCAAACCUCUACUAGAUUUCAAUGAUGAGGGUAGUGUAGUGGGAAAUAGUAGGGAAGUCGGUAUACGUCCUCAAACUACCGAUCAGAUUAAACAGAUUGAAAGGUUGUUGAGGGCGAUAGCUUACGGCGAUGUACAGUUGGCCUGUUUCUAUCUUGGACUAGUGCUGCCAGAUCGCGAGGAAAUGUUGAAGAAACUGGAGAAAACGCACUCGUGUCACCCGUUAUGCUCGUGUAAAAAACUCGUGAGGGAUGAUUGUGAGGACGAGGGUAAAUGUGUGGUGAGAUCAGAGAAUAUCGCGUACGAUGUUUGCGAUUCGGACGGGUUCACACCCCUACACGUGUCAGUCAUGCAUGGACAGAUAGAUUUGGUGAAAAUGUUGAUAGAUGUUGGGGCCAAGAUUAACUUGCGUACUAGAACUAAAAAUAAAACUCCCCUGCAUCUAGCCUGUGAGAACGGUCAGAAUAAAAUUGCUCAACUCCUUCUCAGUAGCGGUAUAUGUGAUGUUAAUUGUCAGGACGCUUACGGGAAUAGUCCUUUGCACUACGCGUGUUUGGCUAAUAACACACAGUUGGUGCAGAUUUUGUUGAACUAUAAACCGAAUUUGAAUUUGCGUAACUCCAAUGGAAAAACGGCACAGAAGGAAGCAGAGGAUAGAAUGUCGUUGUCUAUGUUGAGGCUACUGACGAACGCUAGUGGUGGGGGUACAGUGGUUUGAAAGGUGGAUAAGAAGAAAGAGGAGAUAGAGAAGAAGAAGGCGAAAGAGAUGAUAAACAAGAAGAAAAGGGAGCAGAAGAUCAAGAAUAACUAAGGAGAGGAGGUAAAGAAUAAAAAUAAGAAGUUUGGUAAGAGCUGA
This is a messenger RNA of Nilaparvata lugens (brown planthopper), 3087 nucleotides long. RefSeq names its product ankyrin repeat domain-containing protein 27-like. NCBI's taxonomy places the organism in Eukaryota, Metazoa, Arthropoda, Insecta, Hemiptera, Delphacidae. Gene Ontology annotation, biological process: neuron projection morphogenesis; early endosome to late endosome transport. The record is from RefSeq and is a predicted model, not a curated record. The transcript has a single exon. Gene Ontology annotation, molecular function: SNARE binding; guanyl-nucleotide exchange factor activity. Gene Ontology annotation, cellular component: tubular endosome; late endosome; early endosome. The coding region runs from base 166 to 2949 and encodes 927 amino acids.